AUGGCUGGUUCAUCGACCACAUCCGGCCUCGAGCGCGAGGAUCACAGCCGUGAUGCCGCAUUUAACAAGGCAAUGCACGGCAAAUCCGCUCAAGCUCGUGGUGGUAUCUCUGCCAUGUUCGCCAAGGGUGGCGCCGCAAAGCAGGCUGCUGUUGACGAGUAUUUCAAGCAUUGGGAUGACAAGGCCGCCAAGGACGAGACUGAGGAGACCCGUGCUGCACGAACAGCCGAGUAUGCAACUCUGACCCGACACUACUACAAUCUGGCCACUGAUCUGUAUGAGUACGGCUGGGGUCAGUCUUUCCACUUCUGUCGAUUCUCGACUGGUGAGCCUUUCUACCAGGCCAUCGCGCGUCAUGAACACUACCUCGCCCACUCCAUGGGCAUCCAAGAAGGCAUGAAGGUGCUCGAUGUUGGCUGUGGUGUUGGUGGACCCGCUCGCGAGAUUGCCAAGUUCACUGGCGCUCACAUCACCGGUCUCAACAACAACGACUAUCAGAUUGACCGUGCCACCGCCUAUGCUGCCAAGGAGGGUCUUUCUGGCCAGCUCAAGUAUGUCAAGGGCGACUUCAUGCAAAUGUCUUUCCCUGACAACUCAUUCGAUGCCGUGUAUGCCAUUGAGGCUACCGUCCACGCCCCUACGCUCGAAGGCAUUUACAGCGAAAUCUUCCGUGUCCUCAAGCCAGGCGGUGUCUUUGGAGUCUACGAGUGGCUCAUGACGGACGACUAUGAUAAUAAUAACCUCCACCACCGUGAGAUCCGUCUUGGUAUUGAGCAAGGAGACGGUAUCUCCAACAUGUGCAAGGUUUCCGAGGCCCUCGACGCCAUGAAGGCUGCUGGCUUUGACCUCCUCCGUCACGAGGAUAUGGCUGACCGGCCUGACCCCUUCCCCUGGUACUGGCCUCUGUCCGGUGAGAUGAAGUACAUCCAGUCCGUCUUUGAUGUCUUCACCAUCGUUCGCAUGACCCACUGGGGUCGUGCCAUCGCCCACGGUUUUGCAGGUGUCAUGGAGACCCUGAAGCUUGCCCCUGCUGGCACUAGGAAAACUGCCGACAGUCUGGCCCUGGCUGCUGACUGUCUAGUUGCUGGUGGUCGUGAGCACCUGUUCACGCCGAUGUACCUGAUGGUUGGACGCAAGCCCGAGAGCAAGUGA
This is a messenger RNA of Clonostachys rhizophaga, 1152 nucleotides long. NCBI's taxonomy places the organism in Eukaryota, Fungi, Ascomycota, Sordariomycetes, Hypocreales, Bionectriaceae. The record is from the annotation of a GenBank genome assembly.